Drosophila obscura is the source of this 3241-nucleotide messenger RNA. RefSeq lists its product as uncharacterized. Bases 192 to 2954 code for a protein of 920 amino acids. The record is from RefSeq and is a predicted model, not a curated record. NCBI's taxonomy places the organism in Eukaryota, Metazoa, Arthropoda, Insecta, Diptera, Drosophilidae. The transcript is spliced from 8 exons. Gene Ontology annotation, biological process: potassium ion transmembrane transport; stabilization of membrane potential. Gene Ontology annotation, cellular component: membrane. Gene Ontology annotation, molecular function: potassium ion leak channel activity.
ACGGGCGAAGGUAGACCAUAGGCCGCUCCCCAGUGGGAGAUGGGAGAGAACAAAGCGACAUUGGAAGUGACGAGAAAUCGUUGGUGUAAUUAGUGCUGCCAAAGCGCGUAUGAAUCAAAAGCCUGGCCCGCAGCGGAAACGGAAAUGCUGGCGACAGACGGCCCACUUAGCGGAGACGGAGGAGGCCACUAAUGGAACAGCGCGCGAUCAUGUCCGACGUUGAGAAGGCGACUAAGAUUAAGGGCAAGCAGCGCCUGCCAGUGGAUGACGGAGAUGCUGAUGAUGAGCCAGGGUCAGGGCCGUGCUCGGCGGUGGGGGUGGGGGUCAAGACCACGGCCACAUUGAUGGCCAAGAAGAAGAGCUGUCCGCGACGCUGCCUCGGACAGCUGCUGAAGCUGGUGCUCUCGACGCCCGGCCUAAUGCUGCUGGUGACCCUCUACUCCGUGCUGGGCGCCCUGAUCUUCCCGCUGCUGGAGGCGCCCCAGGACCUGACCAAGUCGGCGGCCAUAGCCAAGAGCCGCGAGGACUGUCUCCGUGAGCUCUGGAUCAUAACGGAGAAACUUAACGUACUGUACGAACGCAACUGGACGAUGCUGGUCCAUGAGCAGCUGCGUCGCUUCGAGGGAUCCAUUGUGGCUGCAACUCGCCAAGGAGCCGCCGGAAUCGGUGGCGGAGCCAGCUUCCAGCCAGCCAGCGCCAGUGCGCUGGGCCACUUUGGCUACGAUGCAGGCGAUCCACAGAGCUGGACCUUCAGCGAAGCCCUGCUCUACUCCGUCACUGUGAUAACGACAAUUGGUCAUGGCAGUCUUACUCCCCGCACAGCCGCUGGUAAGCUGGCCACCAUCUUCUACGCCCUCAUCGGAGUGCCCCUGAUGCUGAUGUGCCUGUCCAGUCUGGGCACGUUGCUCGCCGAGGCAUUGCAGUGCACGUACAUGCGACUCUGUUGCCAGCUGCAAAAGCAUCGGCAGAGGAAGAAGCCAGCUCAGACAGCUGCGACAGCGAAACCAACAACAACGACGACGACGACGACGACGACAGGGACAGCGACAAAACGACGCCAGGCAGCGGCCACUGGCAAUGGGGCCAACUGCAGGAGCUGCAAGUACGAUGCGGCCCACACGGAGACGAGUCUUAAUGAGUGCUACGAGUACGGACAAGGACAGCAGGCGGCGGCCAGGGGCAAGCUGCCACUGGAUAAGCCAGAAGAUGCCUGUCAAUUGUUGCACAACAUAAACCAGCAGCAGCAUUUUUACCAGCCACAGCAGCAACAGCAGCUUCAGCAGCAGCCGGAUGUCAUGCUAAUGACAACAACAACAACGGGCAGCGCAAUGCUGAAAUAUGCCCCGCAACAGCAGCAACUUCAGCAACAGCAACAGCAGCAGCAGCAGCAAUUAUCGACAGCGACUCUGCCGCGGCAACAUCCACAUCCACACCCACAUCCACAGCAGCAACUGCAACAGAAUUUUGUUGCCGUGCCCAGCAGCAUGCUACGCUCAAUGCCUCUGACUAUGCCGCCCAAUUGUUAUGGGCCUGCCACUGCCACGAUUUACUUUCCAUUUGCACCGUCUGCAGCGGGCAGUCCGCAGCACUCCCACCAUCUGGCCGCGACAACAGAUGCAUCCAAUGGUCCUGGCUCUGGCUCUGGCUCUGGGCCAGGGCUGGUCAAGUACCACACGAUUCACUUGCAGCCUGCCACCGCCGCGAAGCAUCGACUGCUGGCUCCGGCAGAGCCUCCCAUCGUGGGCCAAGGCGCCGAAUCCGUGGCCACCCUGGAGGGCAUAACAUUGCCACCGCCGCCAGCCUACCAAACAGCCAGUAUUCACGCUGUGCGGCGUGGAAAGUUCGUGACCAAACCGUUGCCACACGAGAUCAAUGCACUGAUGGACUGUGGAACGGUAGCGGGAGCGGGAGCGGGUGACGGUGACGGUGAUUUAUCCAGCAGGCAUGAUUUAUUGCCAUAUGCAUUAACAACAGCAGCAACAAGCACCGCAGCAGCAGCAGCAGCAGCCACGGUGGCGACGAGCCCACAACUGUCUGUCGGCAUUAAAGCUGCCACAGGAGGAGGCGGGGCCGCAACAAUGUCCGAUAACAGUUUUAUAGCCGCAGGUGUCUGUGGCAUGGCACCAGCAUCAGCAGCGGGAGCAGGAGCAGGACCAGGAACAACACCACCAACAUCCUCGAGUGCUGCGGCUACAUUGUCGACCCUGCUAUGCUCCAGCAACACUGGCAACGUGGACAUCAUGGAGGACGAGGAUGAGCAGGAGCGAGAGCGCCUGAGCAACUGCCCGCAUGGCACGCCCUCCCGGGUGCCGCUGAUAGCCAGCCCCCUGAGUGUGCCCCAGGACUCGGGCUGUGGGCAGAGUGGCUCGCGGGGCCUGUUGAAUGCCACGGCCGCCUCGUUCCACCGCCACACGAUGCAGCCACUGAACCGCAAGAAGAUGCUGCUCACGCGUCGCUGCCAGCGGCAUGCCACGGCCGCCCUCUACGAUGGCGCAGCCACCGCAACGGAGACCUCCGACGACGAGGAGUACAUGCAGCAGGGCAGCGAGCAGUUCGUGCUGCGCAAGCUGCGCUACCACAGCGAGUCCGAGGACGGGCUGGACGAGGAGACGGAGGACGAGUGCGAGGAGCGGCCACACAGGGUGCCCAUUAGUCUGGUGCUGCUCAUCCUCAUGUGCUACAUCAGUGCUGGCACCGUGAUCUUCGCCCUUUGGGAGGACUGGUCCCUGGUGGACGGGGCCUACUUCUGCUUCGUGACGCUGUCGACGAUCGGCUACGGUGAUUUCGUGCCCGCCCGCAGCUUCAACGGACCGGCGCUGCAGCUGUAUGCCUGCUGCGCCUACCUGUUGCUCGGCCUCGUCCUGGUGGCCAUGUCCUUUAGCAUCCUCGAAACGCAGCUGAUGUGGAAGUGCAGGAGGAUAGCGGUGCGACUGAAGCUGGCCCGCACCGAUUGAAACUAAAGUUAUCUCCACAAGUCACUAAUCACCAAUCAAUAGCAGCUCCAAUGCUACUCCCCCAGCCCAGUUAACUGUAUAAUUGGGCAUCAACUAGCCCCCUCCCCUCUCUGUGUAAAUUCGUCUGCCUAGGAAAGUAAUGCGUACUCUACUCGUAUGUUGUCUGAGAUUCAAAUGAAUUUGUGUAAAUAAAUAAAUGGAAUUUUGCAAAAUUUGGAAAUGUCUUCACUGUCCUUGUGGGUCAUUCGAUAGCCUCUCGUGGACGCUGCCUGCAUGCUAACUAGUCA